AUGUUCCUGCGACGACUUAGUGGCUGGCUACCUCGCCCCUGGGGCCGCCGGAAACCAAUGAAACCUGACCUGCCUGCCCCAGAACCCAGACCAGUGGACAGCUCCUCUGAGAAUUCAGGGAGUGACUGGGAUAGUGCCCCAGAAACCAUGGGAGAUGUGGGGCCUCCCAAGGCCAAAGACCCAGGGGUACGGAGGAGCUGUGGGGCUGCUCCACAGCCAAGCAGGGAGUCCCAAGAUGAGCAACUGGGAAGCAAAAGAAUGGAUUCCCUCAAGUGGGACAAGACUAUCUCUAACACUCAAGAGUCUGGGAGACUGGAGACUGGAGGGACCAUUCCCAAACUUGGACGGGAUCCUGUGGACUCAAGUGGCACCAGGAGAUCUGGAGUGUCCCCUGAAGGGGGACUGAGCCCCACCAGGCCUGAAGCCCCAGUGGAGAAGCCAGGGCAGCAUCAGAAACUGCUGGGCUGGCUACGGGGGGAUCCAGAUGGGGGAGCAGGGGCUCCCUUGCAGUACCUGGGGGGCCCAGAGGAGUGUCUGCAGAUCUCAACCAACUUGACUCUGCACCUGCUGGAGCUGCUGGCCUCAGCACUGCUGGGGCUGUGCUCAAGGCCUCUGAGGGCAGCUUUGGACGCGUUGGGCCUGCGUGGACCCGUGGGCCUCUGGCUGCAUGGGCUGCUGUGCUUCCUGGCUGCCCUGCAUGGGCUCCAUGCUGUGUUGAGCCUACUUACUGCUCACCCCCUGCACUUUGCCUGCCUCUUUGGUCUCCUACAGGCCCUAGUGCUGGCUGUCAGCCUCCGGGAGCCCAGUGGGGAUGAGGAGGCCACUGACUUGGAGGGUGAGAAGUUGGAGAGGGAGGGUGAGGAGUGGAGGGGAGAUCCGGGAAAGGGGCUGUGA
Molecule: messenger RNA, 894 nt
Organism: Puma concolor (puma)
Lineage: Eukaryota; Metazoa; Chordata; Mammalia; Carnivora; Felidae
Gene: CB2H6orf47
Product: chromosome B2 C6orf47 homolog
Source: RefSeq, a predicted model, not a curated record